GCACGCUAAAUCCAUCCGAAGCCAAUUAUUCAAUAUAAUUACCACACUUUGUUGCUAUUAAUCCAAUUAACUAUUAAUAAACCAAAUCGUUGAAGCUUGAAUUUGAGUAGAAUGCGGUCGAAUAUUUUCUCUCGGGUCGUUAGCGAGUCUUGUUUUUAGAAACGACAAUUUUUUCGGUUGUUUUCUCAUCCGUUACGUUUUGUUACUUCUUGGAAUAAAUAUCUAGAUCUUGUUUGGAACGACUUGGCCUUUGACACGACCGCAUUAAAACAAGACUCACCCGAAAACAUUUAUACACCUAGUGUAGUAGGGCUGUAUAUGUCACGUAGUUGAGGUUUCUUUUCCAACCACUUAACGACUUUGAUGAAUUGCUUAGCAGGAGGAAAGUCGAGAAAGCUGGAAACGGCCAAAUAUGGCAGGAAAAAUGCCGGUUCAAGGGUUAAAAGCCGAGUUAAGGAAUUCCCGCUUGUUGGCUUUGUUAUUGUCUUUGGGUUUUCGAAAAUUCUUGAGUUAGUUAACUAGUUGCAAGUGUCGCAUUCCGCGGCCACGUGUUUACAUGAAGCGUGGAACCCAAAUGAUGAUGGUUUCAGUUUCCAUAUGUCAGUCAUUUCAGUUCCUUAGAGAAAAUAUUUAGUUUGCCAUUUGAACUUGAGUGCAAAUCAUUGACUGGCGUCUUGUUGCAGGGCCCUAUGCCGAUGAGGAACGCCGUCGCCGCCACGUCCCCCAGGUCCCUCUUGUGAACCCUAGUGUACAGUGACCGUGGCGAUGACAAAAUGUCUUUCUAGUGCAUAGUGCUCUCUUAAAACUGUGUCUCUGUGAAGAAUUAUGAGUUCAUAUUUCGCCAAUUCCUAUAUGCCGGACAUGCGAAAUGGGGGUGUAGUUUCCGCGGAGCAUCCGCACCAGCACCAGCACUACGGCGCCGCCGUCCAGGUGCCCGGGGGGCGGCGCCGUGCAGCCCGACCCGGGGUCGCGACCCCUCGGUGGGGCUGCGCCAGGGCAUCCUCCACCACUAUGGGGGGCCCCCGCGGGCGGGCAGCCGCCCAGGGCAUGCCCUACCCCCGCUUCCCGCCGUACGACCGGAUGGACAUCCGCCGCCGGCUACUAGGCCCCCAGCAGCAGAUGGACGGCCAGGAGUACCGCCCCGACAGCCCCAGCAGCAUGCACAUGGCCAACACCGCCGCCCCCAACGGCCACCAAACGCAGGUGGUCUACGCCAGCUGUAAGCUGCAAGCCGCCGCCGUCACGCAGAACGGGGUGCUGGGGCCCACCGGGAGUCCGCCCCUGACCACCCAGUCGAUGAACAACCAUCACAUGGGACACCACAUGCAGGAGCAGCACCCCCAGCACCACCAGCCCCACCACCAGCAGCAGCACAUGAUGUACGGGGGGCAGCAAGGCGCCAACAUGCACCAGCAAGGACCCCCGCACCAGCAGCCCCCCAUACAGCAACAGCCCAACCAAGGGCAGCAGCCCCCGGGGAACACGGCGGCGGCUCUGCCCAGCCCCCUGUACCCCUGGAUGAGGAGCCAAUUUGAGCGGAAGCGCGGCCGUCAGACGUACACCCGCUACCAGACGUUAGAACUGGAGAAAGAGUUCCAUUUCAACCGGUAUUUGACGAGACGGCGACGCAUCGAGAUCGCCCACGCGCUGUGUUUAACCGAAAGACAGAUCAAGAUAUGGUUUCAAAACCGGCGUAUGAAAUGGAAAAAGGAGAACAAGACCAAAGGCGAAGGCGGCUCGGAAGGCGGUGGAGACGACAUCAGCCCCCAGGGCUCCCCUCAGUGAACUCCUCGUCACGAUAACCAUGUACCUAAUUACACAUUGUAGUCAUUGCAUUUUCUUUUGCCGGGAUCUCCGACGAGAAGGUGCGCUCUUUCGGCAGGAACUCUCCAAAUUCCCCAACCACAAUGACCUCUUCAACAAGUCCUCUGUGCAUAAGUCGAUAGAAUUUAGUUCCGAUGAACGCGACUCAUCGAAUUUAUAGUUUUAUUUAUUUAUAUAUUGUAUAGAUAGUAGAUAUUAUGCGCGAAUUUAUAUUUGAUGGACACUACACGGAUUCAUUUAGAGGCCAGUGCUACGUGCAAUCAGUGAUGCAGACGAACUGCCCAGUGAUUAAAAAUAAAAUUUUUUGUAUAAAUAUUUUCUAUAAUGUUAAAAACGAGUGGUCGCUACGGUUAUGAAGCUCCACUGCAGAUUUUCAGGUCAGUGAAUGAGUUGUUUUUUUUCAAAGCUGACGAAGCGUUUUUUUACAAUGUUUCCAGUGAGUGUGAACUCUUUAGACACCUGAGAUAGCUACGAAAGUGUCGUUCGGCAUAGAAUUGUUUACUUAAAGUGUAGAUAUUUCGAAUGAAUGUAUAUUUGGUUUUAAUACUAAUAAUGAUGUAAAUAAAUCCGGUAACAAAAGAAAAGGAUAUGAAAUAUACGAUAUUAUUAAAAUUACGCACUUUCAUGCCAAAGGUAGAGUAACGUUAUCCAUGUAGGACGUUAACAAUACUCAAACACUUUAAUUAGUAGGAAUUUGACGCAUUCGGAGUAUCCAACUUUUUUUUAACCUGUUUUUUUCUGAAAAAAAGAGACAAAUAUUUUAUAUACCAUUUAAUUGGCCGCAAUUGGAGACGAACAGUCUUUAAAAUUGCUAGUGAUAACAGUAACGAAAUACGUAACGCUGCUACAAAUCGAGUAUACGUAACUAAUUAUUUUAAUAUAAAAAUCAGAGCUAUGUAAGAACGGUUAGGCAAAUUAAAUAGGUUUCAAAAUUGAGUUAUUGAGAGUCGAGGUUCCAGAGCCCCUAUUUAAGUUGGUUAACCAUUUGUAUACACAACUAUUUAUACUACUAUAAAUUAGGAUUUGCAGUGGCAUGCUGUAUAUUUGUACCUAUAUGGAUAAAUUAGAGAAUAGUUCUUUGUGCUGUGGUGUAAUAUUUUAGAUUAGAAGUACUAAGUUUGGCCGACACUUAAUUUCGGACAAAUUACCAUUUUGUAAAUGAACAACUGUAACAUAAAUUUAUCGUUUAACCAUCCCGCAUAAAACUUUAUUUUGAUUUAAAAACCAACGAAACUUUAAGUACUUUAAUACUUGGAUUUCUGUCUUGUGGAUUUCAACUUAUAUAUACCGUACAUAUAAUUAAUAUAUGUAUAAAUAAAAUAUUAUUGUAAAUUU
Messenger RNA from Tribolium castaneum (red flour beetle), 3159 nucleotides. RefSeq names its product prothoraxless (gene Ptl). NCBI's taxonomy places the organism in Eukaryota, Metazoa, Arthropoda, Insecta, Coleoptera, Tenebrionidae. Gene Ontology annotation, cellular component: nucleus. Gene Ontology annotation, biological process: negative regulation of transcription by RNA polymerase II; anterior/posterior pattern specification. The record is from RefSeq and is marked provisional. Gene Ontology annotation, molecular function: RNA polymerase II cis-regulatory region sequence-specific DNA binding; DNA-binding transcription factor activity, RNA polymerase II-specific.